AUGUCGGGGAGACAUAGCCAGCAGCCCGUCGCGAAGCCCGCCGGCCCCUCCAAGCCACCCGCCACCGCACCACGGAUUCCCACAGCGGCCGUCCUCCCGGCUGCUGCGCCGGCAGGGAGCGCCGCCCCGCAGGCCGCGGCGGCGCCUACGGGCCCGGGCAACCGGGACGCGGCCGGAGUGCGCAGCGCCGUAGUCAUCUACGACGCCAACGGCCGUCCGCUCACCGUCCUCUCCCUCGCCGCCCGCCGUGGCGGCGCGGUGCCGCUGCCGGUGAUCCCCUUCACGCCGGCGCCGGCGUCCACGCCGGCGCCCGCCGCCACGCCAGCCCCCACGGCGACGCCAGCCCAGCUGGCCACACCAGCGCCUGCGGCCACGCCAGCGCCCGCGGCGGCCUCGCCUGCGACGGCGCCUCCGCCUGAAGGCGGCGAGGACGAGGACGAGGCGGCACCCACGGCCGCCGCCCCCGCGCGGGCGUCACCGCUGCCGACGGGGCCGCUCGACGUCGGCAACCGCGGCGUCCGCAAGCCGCGCCCGCCGCCGGUGUCGGCGCCGGUCGCGUCGUUCGCCGACCAGCUGGAUGCGCUGCUGGGCAUCAAGGCCGCCCUCGACACCAAGGGCUGGCUCGCCGACUGGACGGCCGAGCGCGGCGCGAACGGGGCCUACUGCCGCACGUUCGGCGGCAUCGACUGCGACAGCGUCGGGAACGUCAUCCAUGUGACAUUCGACGACGGCGACCCCCUCGGCGGGACGCUGCCAUCCGCUGCGCUGCUGGCGAAGCUGCCGCGGCUGACCGCGCUGUGGCUUGCCAACACAGGCAUCAUCGGGACGCUGCCGCCGGGGUACGGGGCGCUGACUCAGCUGGAGGACAUCCGGCUGAUGAACAACUGGCUGGAGGGCUCCAUCCCCAAGGAGUGGGCCGGGAUGAGCAACCUCAGGACGCUGUACUUGGCCACAAAUGACUUGACCGGCACUCUGCCCCCCGAGUUUGGGGAGGGGUGGCCACUCAUCCAAAGGAUUGCGCUCAACAACAACACGCUGACUGGGCCGCUGCCGCGGGAGUGGGCCAAGAUGAAGAACCUGCGCAGCCUCUUCCUGUAUUACAACCAGCUGUCCGGGCCGCUCGCCCCAGAGCUGGGUCAGUCGUGGCAGUCGAUGGAGAACCUGCAGUUGGGGGGCAACUUCUUCAGCGGGCAGCUGCCGGCCGCGUGGGCCGGCAUGAGCGCCCUCAAGAUCAUCUUCAUGCAGAUCAACAACUUCACCGGCACCCUGCCUCCAGAGCUGGGCGCCGGGUGGUCUGCAGUGCAGUUCAUCAACCUUGCAAACAACAGCCUUUCCGGCCCCCUGCCGGCCGCGUGGGGGGGCAUGGGCACCCUGGUGGACCUGCGGCUGGCGCUGAACAAGCUCACGGGGCCGAUCCCUCGGGAGUGGGGCAAGAUGCGCUCCAUCGUGACGUUGCACAUGCACAACAACCAGCUCUCGGGCACGCUGCCUCCCGAGUUGGGGCAGUGGAGCACGAUCAUGGACCUGCAACUGGCGCGCAACCAGCUUGUGGGCACCAUACCAAGGGAGCUCUUCAACAUGCGCAGGCUGAGGAAGCUCAUCCUGCAUAUGGAGCCGAUCCUGAGCCGAUUCCCAACACCCCUGUACGACCGCCUCCGCAGCCGUAACCGCUUGGAGGGCACGCUGCCGCCGGAGUUGCCGCAGGUUUGGCCCAACAUGACUGAUCUGGAGCUCGACCUCAACCGGCUGACGGGGCCGCUGCCAGAGGCAUGGGCCCGCUUCAAAUUCAUCCAGACGCUCACGCUGCGCGGCAACAGCAUCACGGGCACCCUGCCGGCCUCCUGGUCCCGCACUACCGACCUGGUGAAGCUCUGGCUCUUCCAGAACCGCCUGACCGGCCCGCUCCCGCCGUCAUGGGCGGUCUGGGAUUACAUCUGGGACCUCUCCCUGAACGACAACCAGCUGGACGGGUCCGUCCCCCAAUCGUGGGGCCGCUUGGGCAACACCCUCGCAUACCUCUACCUUCAGAACAACACCAGGCUGACCGGCUGCCUGCCUUCCGGGCUGCAGCGGUUCCAGGGGCGGCCGGAGACGUGCGCAAGCACCAAGAUGACGUGCAGCGUGUGCAGCAGCGGCGGCGGGGCCAGCAACAGCGGGUGA
Monoraphidium neglectum is the source of this 2160-nucleotide messenger RNA. RefSeq lists its product as hypothetical. The transcript has 8 exons. Gene Ontology annotation, molecular function: protein binding. NCBI's taxonomy places the organism in Eukaryota, Viridiplantae, Chlorophyta, Chlorophyceae, Sphaeropleales, Selenastraceae. The coding region runs from base 1 to 2160 and encodes 719 amino acids. The record is from RefSeq and is a predicted model, not a curated record.